ACUUCCAAUAAAAAUGGCUGACGGAGAGACGACACCGCUUCUUACUCCUGAAAAAAAUCCACCUCCAUAUAAUUUUACAACUCAAUCCAAUGAUAAUGAAACACCAAGCAGUGCUGCCUUACUCCAAGUUGGCACUGAUGAACUACCACCCCCAUACACCCCUACUGUUCAAGGGGGUAUACCUAUGAUCAAUUGUAAAGUUUGUCAAGCCAUCAUCAGCUUGGAAGGAAAGCAGCAUCUCUUUGUGGUCAAGUGUUCAGUUUGCAGUGAAGCAACUCCUAUAAGAGCUGCACCACCUGGAAAGAAAUAUAUCCGCUGCCCUUGCAAUCUUCUAUUAGUAUGCAGGUCUGGAGCCACAAAAAUACUGUGUCCGAGAGAAACAUGCAAAAGGGUGAUAACUUUGUCAGCUCCUACAGAUCUUCAGCAACCAAGUAGGACUGCAUUCAGAUAUAAUUGUGCAUAUUGUGGGCAAGUCUUUAUGCUUCGAAUCGUACGAAAGUUUGCUAGGUGUCCACAUUGCAGGAAAUUGACAGCAGUAGGAGGUCACUAUGGUAGAACAAGAGGUCACAUUUUCUUGUUUUUUGGUUUACUUUUGAUUGCUGCAGCUAUUGGCAUUACAGUUGGAACAUUUGAGGCCGCCAGAGAAAAUGGAGGAAUUUAUGUUUCAUGGAUUGGUGGUUUCUUAGUUGGAGUGGUGUUUCUCAUCAGAGCUAUUUAUUACUACUCUGUCAAGACGAGUCCCAUGUUGCAGGUAUCCUCUACUGCAUAAACUAGACCAGGCAUCUGAUUACAGAUUAAAAGAUUACUACAAAUACCAUACAUUGCACAAACAUUUACCGUUUCAUUCAGUUGUACAUAUUUCUAUCUUGUCAAGUGCACAUCAUAUGUACAUGAAUCUGUGAAUCUAAUGUUAACAUAAUUUAUACACAAAUUUGAAUUGUUUUACUACUUUAGAAUUUUUUUUACAAGAUGUUUUUGUUACACGUUAUUCUUCAAACCUUGUAAUUUUUGUAUACAUAUAAAAUAUAUAUUCAGUUGUACCCUUAACUUGUCAAAAAUUAUUUUUCUCAUUUUAUUGUUUAUGUUAUUUAGUAUUGGAUUAUAUUCCUCUAUUUUUUUUUUACUGCCAGUGAUUGUAAGCCGUUCCAAUUUUCAGCAUACAUGUAGCCAGAUAUUGUGCCAUAGUUUUCUGUUCCUACUUUUCUUGAUUAUGUGAUGAGUGAAAAGUAUGGACAUGGGCAAAGUUGAUUUCUGUUAAAACUGUAAAAAUAAAACACUAAAUAUUUUUACUUUUUU
This is a messenger RNA of Biomphalaria glabrata, 1296 nucleotides long. RefSeq names its product type II phosphatidylinositol 4,5-bisphosphate 4-phosphatase-like. The record is from RefSeq and is a predicted model, not a curated record. Gene Ontology annotation, cellular component: lysosomal membrane; plasma membrane; phagocytic vesicle membrane. The transcript has 8 exons. NCBI's taxonomy places the organism in Eukaryota, Metazoa, Mollusca, Gastropoda, Planorbidae. Gene Ontology annotation, molecular function: phosphatidylinositol-4,5-bisphosphate 4-phosphatase activity. Gene Ontology annotation, biological process: phosphatidylinositol dephosphorylation. Bases 14 to 769 code for a protein of 251 amino acids.